Molecule: messenger RNA, 1380 nt
Organism: Penicillium lagena
Lineage: Eukaryota; Fungi; Ascomycota; Eurotiomycetes; Eurotiales; Aspergillaceae
Product: glycosyltransferase family 1 protein
Exons: 3
Coding region: 1-1380 (459 amino acids)
Molecular function (GO): UDP-glycosyltransferase activity
Source: RefSeq, a predicted model, not a curated record
AUGGACCGCCACGUCGUGUUGUUCUUGACAAAUGCCGAGCUCAGCCAGGCCAAUAUCCAUCUCGCCGUCGCCCACGAACUGCUCCUGCGACCCGGCUACGACGUGCACAUUGCCUCUUUCGAGCCGCUGCGCGACGAAGUCGAGAAGCUCAACUCCACCGUCGCUACGCUGACCACCACAUCCCCAGCCAAUGCGGCCACUUUCCAUCGGCUCGCUGGUGCGACUUUAAAAGAGGCCUUUGCGCAGCACCCGGCGGUCGAGCGUCUGCGCGCCCCCGGCUUUGGCAUUCGUGCCACGGCCGCGUACAAGGGCUUGAUUCCCGUGACCCUCGCGCUCUGGGAUAACGGUGCCGAUUACUUGACCAUCUACCACAGCUGUGUCGAGGCUAUCCAGCAGGCCAAACCGACUCUCAUUGCGGUCGAUCCGUUUCUCGCGCCGGGCAUCGAUGCUUGUCAGGUUACCAACUCGCGCUUCUGUCUUCUCAGCCCGAAUACCUUUCUCGAGCAUAUCCCGUCUCUGCGGUUGACCAAGCCGUGGAAGUAUCCGCAGUACACACUUCCGAGCCUGGAGCGGUUUCGCAACGCCAAUGGCAUCCCCGGGCCCACACCGUCGUUACUGAACUCCCAGCUGCGCAAGGUUCCCUGCCUGCUGCCAUCGCGCCGGGACACAGACUUUCCAUGCUCGAUUCCCUCGAACUUCACCUGCUGCGGCCCCAUCCUGCGCCCAUACCGUCCGAUCACCGAAGAAAACCCGGCGCUGGCUACAUGGCUGGCGCGCCAGGCGACUGUUCUUGUCAACAUGGGGUCGCACGUUACGUGGACUCCGUUGGAGACGGCUCGGUUUGCAGCGGGUCUAAGGACAUUGCUGGCUCACCGGGCAGAUAUCCAAGUCCUGUGGAAGCUACAGCGUGCGUUUCCAGACGGACAGCCUCUCAGUCAACUUUCAAUGGAGGGGCUGGAGACCAUUGUGAACUACAUUCAGAACGACCGAGUCAAGGUGCUUUCUUGGCUGCCUGUAGAACCGAUUUCGGUCUUGCAGAGCGGUCGCGUUGUAUGCAUGGUGCAUCAUGGAGGAUCCAACUCGUACCACGAGGCUAUCCGAGCCGGCGUCCCCCACGUCGUCCUCCCAGUCUGGCUCGACACGUACGACUUCGCUGUGCGAGUGGAAUGGCUCGGCAUCGGUGUUUGGGGGAGUCAUCGGACCGCACCGAUUGUCGAUAGUGGGGACCUCGGGUCGGCGUUGGUGCGAGUGAUGGCUAGCAGCGAGUCGGCUGGAAUGAUGCAACGAGCACAGGGGAUCGCUAACGGUCUGGGUACGGAGGGCCGGGUUGUGGCUUGUGAGAAGAUAGUGGAGAUGGUGAGCAAGACGCUCGGGAAGUGA